Molecule: messenger RNA, 3129 nt
Organism: Trichomonas vaginalis G3
Lineage: Eukaryota; Parabasalia; Trichomonadida; Trichomonadidae
Product: biological adhesion protein
Exons: 1
Coding region: 1-3129 (1042 amino acids)
Source: RefSeq, a predicted model, not a curated record
AUGAGUGAUCAAGAAAUUGCCGCCACCCCAAAUGAAGAGAUGACGGAAGAACAACUCGAAUGGCAAGCCAAGGAAAAGGAAUACCAGGAUCAGAUCGAAGAUCUCAAAUCCGAAAAGCUUGAACUUGAAGCUCAAGUUAAACAAGUUGAUUCCUUCAUCCAAAAGCUCCAAGAAACAAGGAACGAAAACUCCGAACUCAAAGCCAAAGUCACUGAUCUCACCCGCACAAUUGAUGACUACGAUCACCGCCUUCAAUUGCUCAAUGAAGAAAAGUCAAGGCUUGAAAGCGAGAUCAAGAGCACCGUUCAGGCAUCCGCUCAGCUCCACAGCGAAGACUUCGUUGCUAUGAGUGAGAAUUACGAUGCUUCUAAGAAGCAAUACGAACAGCAAAUUCAGAAACUCAAAGCACAGAUUGCUGAGCAGCAGGAGAUGUUGAACAAGAGAGAUACCGAACAGAAGCUCGUCGCCUCCCAAAAUGAUCGCCUUAUCCAGUCCGCAAGAAGAUUCUUCAAAGAAAACAUUUCGAGCUUAGACCAGAUCAUCGAAAAGUUCGAUGAACCUCAAAUCAUCGAGCAGCCACCAGUCGCUCCGAAGUCCCCAACAAAGUCUCCUACAAAGACAAUGCCAAUUCCACAAACUCCACAGGUCGACGAGGAGAAGUACAACAAUCUUAAGAAGAGAUACCAGCAGGCCAAGCAGACAAUCGCCCAACUCCAGGAGCAGAUCGAGCAGAACAACCAGCAGGCUAAGCAGCAGAAUAACGCCAACCAGAAGACAAUCAAGAACCUCCAGAACAAGCUCGACGAGGCUCAGGAGAACGCCCGCCACGACCGUGAUGUCCUCAGCCGCCAAAUCAACGACCUCAACGGCAAAUUAUCCGAUCUCAAGUCACAACUCAAGACACCAGCCCCAACAAAGCUUGAGGAUGAUGACGACGACAUCACUGUUGUCAAGCGUGAUAUCACAUUACCUACAUCUAUGAUGGAUUCCGCUGUCAAGUCUCCAAUGAAGGGAAUUGCUCCACAGCCAUCCAACAACGACCUCCAGCAGGUAAUGGACAAGCACGCCGCCGAAAUGAACGCUUUGAAGAAGGAGUUGAAGGACAGAAUGGCACAGUCCGACAAAGCCAUCAACGAAGCUUCCAAGGCAGCAGAAGACCUUCGCGCCAAGCUCAUCCAGACAGAGAACCAGCGCGAUGACGCCAACUCCCAGAACAAGAUUCUCCAAUCCAAGCUUGACUCCCUUCAGUCCCUCAACGACGGCCUCAACCAGCAGAUCGAGGGACUCCGCCAGGCCCUCCACGCCAAGCAGCCAGAGCAGAAGCCACAGAGCAACUCCCAGGCCAAGCCAGCCGCUCCACAGCAGCCAUCGAACGAGAUGAAGGAGCAAGUAAGGAAGCUCAAGGCUGAACUCGAGGAAUUGAACAACAAGUUGAUGGCCCAGCAGAUCGCUUUGAAUACUGCGGAAAAUACCAUCCACGACAAGGAUAAGACACUUUCCGAGCAGCAGAAGAAGCUUGAUGAAGCAGAGGCCAAGCAACAGCAGCUCUCCAUGGACCUCAGAGAGGCACAGAACAAGAUUGCCAACACACCAAAGCCAGAUCCAAACCAGUGGCUCCCAAGAGACGCAUGGCACUACGCUGGCUUCGCAACACCACUCUCAACAGCCAUCGACAAGAUCGCUGCAAACCAAUCCCUCCUUCCAGCCUCAAAGUUGACACAUGUCUUCGCCGAAAUCGAUGACUUCUUCACAGAGGAGAUCAACAAGGCAGACAAGAACGCUUCCCAGGCCAACCAGAACUUCGAAAACACAAAGGCAAAGAUUACAACAUUUGUUGUUGAUUCUUCAAUCGCUCUUGGCAUUGAGCCAAAGACAUUCGAGCAGUUCCAGACCGGCCAAGCUCCAUCUGAAAUUGUCAAGGCAAUCAAGCAACUCAAGCAAGAAUUCGCCGAAUUACAAGCACUUUCUCGCAACCAGCAAGAGACAUUAAUGCACUUCGCAGAAUCAUUCGAAUUACAAGAGGGACAAGAUGUCGACGAGCACAUCGACGCAAUCCGCUCUGGCAUCGACACCCAGAACCAGAAAUACGCCGCCACAUACGAAAAGGCCCGCCGCUACAAGCAGGCCUACGCAGAUCUUGCUGCCCAGUCCAAGAAGCAGAUCCAGGAGUUAGUCGAAGAGAAGGAGCGCCUCCAGGACGAGAACGACGACCUCACACAGAAGGUUGAGUCCACACAGCGCUCCCUCAUGCAGGCAAGAGAGGAGACAGAGCAGUACGCGACACAGUUGAACAACUCCGUCCAGGAGAGAGACCUCGGCGACAUCAACCACGUCAACGAGAUGGAGGAGAGGACAAACGCCCUCGCCGGAAAGUACGAAACACAGGUUGCUGACUUAGUUGGCCAGAUCAACAACGUCAAGCAGGAGAACGCCAAGCUCUCCAACGACCUCGUCAACAAGAAGGCAGAGAGCCAGGAGUUGCAGCAGUCCCUCGAGGAAGCACAGUACGAGAACGAGCAGCUCGCGAAGGAAUUAGACCAGACAGUCGAAGAUUUCAAGAACAAGCUCAACCAGGCACAGCAGCAGAAGGAGACAGAGUCUGCAGCUGCAAAGAAGGACUUCGAUGACGUCAUCGCUAAGCUCCAGAAGCAAAUCGAAGGAUUGACACAGGAUGUCAACAGAUUAGUUGGAGAACUCAAGGAUUCCGAGACAGCCAACAAACAGCUCAAGGGACAGGUCUCCAAGUUGCAGCAGGAGAAGCAGAGAGCCGCUGAAGAGAAGAAAUCCCUCCUCGCAAGAUUAGAACGCGAAGUUAUGCUCGCUGAUGCUAAGGCACGCGCAAGAAUCAUCGAAGAGAAGGCACUCAUGGACGAGAAGUUACAUACAGCUGAAGCUAAGUUCGAACAAACAAAGAUGCAGUUAAUCAACCAAUUCGUCGACAAAUUCACUAAAUUCUUCAACCCAGCACAGGCAGUUACAGAACGCGAGUACAGAGCAGGAGUAGAAAAGGCUCACGACGAGUUUCAGAGAAUCACUGAAUCUGACGAGUCAAUUAGAAAGAUGCUCCGCGCUAAGGAUGGCCAGACAACAGAAGACGCUGUUGCUCAGAUCCUUGUUGCAAAGAAUUAA